AUGCGAGGCCGCUCACCUGUGAUCCAGACUCAUAGUCAGGGUCCUGCGGAGGACAUUGAAGUCCCUCCCGCAACAUGCCCGAGGUGUUUGGGGACCACUUCCAUUGAACCGGAAGCCCCUAACUUGGCCACAAUGGCCUCUGAAGUGGCAGCUUUAAAAGAAGACAUUGCCCACUCGACUGCUGCAAUGCAGUUGGCAACUCAAAAUCUUAUGGAACAGCUUCAUAGGCUUUCCGAAUGUCAGACAGUGGCGGAUGAGUGCCUCGCACGAGCCUUAGAAGCCCUAGCACAUCACCCACUGCCUGAACAACCUCUCAUAGCACGAGCUACAAGAGAACGGUCCGGUGCCUCCAAUCCAAGUGCCAGCAACACCAAGGUCAACUUCUUGAAAGCAAAGGACGUACCCGAGUUUACGGGCAAAAGAAACCAAGACAUUGAAGAAUGGCUUAACAAAGUCCAACUUCUUCAAAACGUUAGCGUGACUUCAGAUGCCAGGAUGGUACAGCUCCUACCAGCCAUGACAGCCAAGAAAACCCCUGCUGACAUGUGGUUUUACACUCUGGAAGCCCAGGAAACUCGCUCAUGGACCUGGAAAAGGUGGAAAGAAGAACUGCUUUGA
Molecule: messenger RNA, 618 nt
Organism: Spizellomyces punctatus DAOM BR117
Lineage: Eukaryota; Fungi; Chytridiomycota; Chytridiomycetes; Spizellomycetales; Spizellomycetaceae
Exons: 2
Coding region: 1-618 (205 amino acids)
Source: RefSeq, a predicted model, not a curated record